This is a messenger RNA of Helicoverpa armigera (cotton bollworm), 1229 nucleotides long. It is a transcript of the gene IFT57, whose product is annotated as intraflagellar transport protein 57 homolog. Lineage: Eukaryota; Metazoa; Arthropoda; Insecta; Lepidoptera; Noctuidae. Gene Ontology annotation, biological process: intraciliary transport; non-motile cilium assembly. The transcript has a single exon. The record is from RefSeq and is a predicted model, not a curated record. The coding region runs from base 102 to 1229 and encodes 375 amino acids. Gene Ontology annotation, cellular component: Golgi apparatus; centrosome; intraciliary transport particle B.
AUGGUUACGUGAGUCAAACAUAACAUGACACGUUGACAUCGUUUGUGUGAACGUAUAAUAGUUGAGUGUUGUUAUUUCUCCUUUGAAAUAGAAUAAGAACAAUGGAUCUUAACCUAAUGGAUAAAUUGCGUAUACUCAAGAUCGACACCGAGUUACGUUCGCAUAUAAAAAUGAAACCAAUGAGCAGGCAUUAUUUUAUCACUGGCACGAAUCCUGGGGAACAAUUCUAUGUGUUUGCAUCGACAGCCGCAUGGCUUAUAAGAAAAACUGGGAAGGAAUUUGAACAGCCCAACGAGGAAGAUGAUCCAAACAUUAUCAUUGCUACUAUAGUCGAUGUUCUGAGAGAGAAAGAAAUAGCCGUUGAUUUCUCUUCACACAAACUGAAGCAGGGAUAUGGUGAACAAGUGUGCUAUGUAUUAAACGUUCUAGCUGAUGAAGUUCUGAAAGUUGAAGGGUUCGAAUGGCAGAAACCAAUCGUAGAUAUAGCAGAGCCAGAAGAAGCUGCUGACGACAUAGACCAAGUUGAAGAUGAAACUGAAAUCUUACUUGACAAAGUUGAAGAAGAAAUGGCAAUUUAUUCCGGGGAAUCUGAAGAAGAAUUCGAUGGAGAAGAAAAAGAGGAAAAAGAGAGUUUAGUUAAGAAGGUCCAUGAUUGGGAAGCGUGGAAGUUGGAGUUAGAGAGAGUAGCACCAGCGUUGAGGCUGAAAAUUUCAGCUGAUGGUCGCGAUUGGCGAGCCAGACAUUCCCAAAUGAGGACAUAUAGAGACGAACUAUUUGAGAGAUUCAAAACUACAGGAUCCCAGUUGAAAAAAUUACAUGGAAAUAUUAGUUCGGUAAUGGACAAGGUAUUGGCGAGAGAGAAUAUAUUGAACGAACAGUUUGAACCUUUGGUUAGAGACUAUGGAUCUUUGCUUGAUGAGCUGAGCAAAGUUACGAAUGAAUAUAAAGAUGUUAGCGUAGGAGUUACAGAAAGACAAGAGACACUGAACGAAUUGACUUCUAAAGUAGAGAAUAUAAAGCAGAGGACAGAAUCUAAAGGUUCUUCAAUGAAUGACAAUUCUCCAUUAGUGACUGCGAAGAAAGCCGUCUCCAACCUGAAGAAGGAUAUACAAGACUUGGAUUUCCAGAUUAUAGUGUUGCUUUGGCUUUUGACGACUAAAGAGAAUCCUAAUAGCAAUAAUUUGUUUGCCAAUGCGGAAUCUAAGAUGGUUGGAAUUGAAAGCUAUUGA